AGUCGAUGCAAAGUCGUAGGCCGAGCAGAGUAAGCGCAUGACGGAGGUGUCGAUGCCGGGUCCGGCUGGUCGAAAGUGCGACGGCAGCGAUCUCGCGAGGACUCUCCGCCUACCGAGCGACCUGGGGGAGCUCAGGACGUCAUUUCCGUGCUCGUCGAGCGUUCUCAUCCGCGAGGAUGACUGCGGCCUGAGUCGGUGGGAGCAUGAAAAUCGCCGCUGGCCCGGCCGGGGGAGAGCGCUCGAGCAGCUGCGAGCCACGUUCGCGAUGGGUCUCGUUUAUGACGGUGUCUCGCCCAUGGGAAUGUUAAGGACACGCUGAGACCGCUGGGGGACCACGUAGCUGCGGUGUGCGAUCGUGCGUUGCGUGUCUCAUUGAGAGAUCUCGGUAUCGCGAAUAAACACGGCCCGUCCUGUCACGUAGGGGUCCGCGUCGCAGAUAAUUAAAUAGCCGUUUGACGCGGAGAAAUCGAGCGCGCUCACGUACGCGGCGAUCCCCUCGCUCGCUCACGUCGGUGUUAUCCCGCGACUGGUCAGCUUGCCUGCUGAAGAAGCGGAAGAAGCGGAAGAGCCGUUGCACGCGGUAGCGCUUUAAUGACAGCAAUUCAGCGACAUAUACCGGCGUUCCCGGCGGUAAACGCUUGUCCUUCCGUUCCGGAUGCGCGGAGAAAGAUGACGCGUCCUACGCUCGCGCGGAGGCUGCUGCUGACCCUGACGCUGCUGGCGAUAUGCGCGACGCUCGCGGGAUCGGCCAGGAUCGGCCAAGACAGGCAGAAGAGGCACGUCGGUGACGAGGAGUCUAGUCGUCGGUCGGGCAAGGUGUACGCCCAGCAGGACAGCACGAAGUCGUCAAGCAGCGCGAACAACGCGAUCACCACGGAACCCGGAAGGAAAGUGUCUCACCAUUUGAUCGGAGGUCACCUGAAAGUCGACGCGAAGCGCCAGGACGACGAGUCUCUGUGGGACGAUGGAAUUCUCAUGUCGGCGGCCGGCAACGGCAAGGAGGGGAAAAACCCUCGCGGCGGCGGCGGCGGCGGCGGCGACGACGAGGACGAGAAGAAAACACUCUCCCAGCAGGUCAAGGAGGGCAAGUACGGGCUCAUACAGGACGAGAUUUACAGGGACCGGCCAAAACGGCCAGGUAUCAUCAGCUACCUCGAGAACCCCGAGGUGCCGAAGGACACGGCCGACAAUCUGGGUGGUCUCGACGAGGAGGAGAUCUGGCUGGCCGAGAAUCACGUGCUGGUGUUGAGAGGCGGGAGAUUUCCCGAGCACGAGGACGGUCAGCACGGUAGCGGCGGCAGCAACGACGACACGUCGGAGAAAUGGCCGCCUAUCGACGAUUACAAGGCGCCCAGGCGGCAGGUCAAGAUCCCAGCGCGGCCCAAGGUACCGCCGCCCUUUCCGGUUCAGCUCACGGAAGGAGGACCGGUACAGAUCAUCGGGUCGAACGACACCACGGAAGUCGACUACAGCACGGAUCCGGGCUAUACGAAGGGGCUAUUACCAGGGGAGAAUCCGUUCCUCGCCAUCGCUCCGAAUGGUACGCUAGUGAGCCCGGACUUCGGCCCGCCAGCAAGAAACUUCUCCGUCGAGGAGAAGUCGUCCAGGGGAAACGACAACGAUCAGAAGAGGCUGAGGAGGCCGGAAGCCGAGCCACCGAGAAACGGCUUUCCGCCGUUCUAUCACGCCAUCCCGCCCGGCGCGGUCUUCGUACCGCCUCCGGGCAAUCAGUCGGAUUACGACGAGGAGGACCAGUCCAUUUACUACCCGCCGCCGUACAGCUUCUAUUAUCCGCAAGAUAACACGACCGCUGUACCGCCGGGUCCUCUGGUGCCGGGUAUCAUAUUACCGCCGCCGCCGGACUUCUUCUCCGCCUUGGACGACAAGAAGACCACCACGAAGAAGUACACGAAACGACCGACGACCACAGCCUCGCCGAGAACACGGCCGACUUAUCUGCCGCCGAGGAAGUUUACAAGCAAACAAUACAAGACCACGCCGUCGGUCUCGCCGACUUCUGUAACCAAGACGACUGUCUCGUCGACGGUCAGCGAGAAGAGGUCCUACGGUCGUACGACCGCGAAAAACACGACCAACGCCUUCACGCCCAGGCAGAGGACCAUGUCGGCGCUGGAGAUGACGACUACGACAUCUAGAAAGCCGAGCACCCUCGAGAACACCGAGAUGUACACCAUCGGUUCCGUAAGCAACAACCAAGUGUCCGAGGCGACGACUCAGCAGGACUGGUCCACCUUGGUGACCAGCAAGUCGGUCCCGGUCUUGGCGUAUUACCCGUCGACCACGCAGUCGUCGAUAGAGCGACCGGUGGAGGUGACGCCGGCCUCCAUCAAGAGCAUCAUCACCACCAGCCAACCCGGUAAACCCAACCACGCGUCCUACUACUUCUACGCAGAGUCGUCCGACGAGGACUCGGGCGUGACGACGUCAAAGCCGCAGGCCGUUUACUACAAGACCACCACCAGCGCUACCACCACCACGAAGUCGCCGUACUACAACGUGGAGACGCGACCUCGGCAGACGGAGCAGAAGAAACACUAUUACACCGUGGAAACGCUCGAGCCGGAGCUCCAGAGCCCCAAGGACUACAAGCUCAUCGACAGCAUCGUGAAGAACUCGCAGACGUUCCAGUACACCGACUCGGCCGCCACGUCCCCCAACUUCGACACCAGCCCGUCUCGCGGCCAGAGCCAACGCAUGCUGGCCGAUCAAGCGCCCGUGUAUUACCAGCCGGUAGCCGAGGCGCGGCCGAAUCACCCGCUGGAGAUGCACUACACAACCUCGAAGCCGCAGCCGUACUAUCGGCCGAGCGCCAAGCCUAAGCCAAUCUAUCAGUACAGCUUCCAGAUAGCGGAUUACUCGAAGCGCGGCGGCAAUCAAGGAGCGUAUCAGCAACACAGGCAAGAGCAACAGGAGCCGAACGCUCCGUACAGCGAGUAUCGAGGCUUCAAGGCCGGCGAGCAGCAGUACGAUUACAAGGACAUCGACUCGCCGUCGCGGCAGCAAGUGCCGCGGAAGGACGCGUCGUACAAGGUGCGACGUCCGGCCUACCCCACGAGCACCGGCUACUCCGCCAUCGUGGAGACGACGCCCAACCCGCAGCACGCGUACUUCACGCAGCAGGACGAGAAGCUGCUGGACGACGUGACGAAGGAGUACUUCACGAUCUUCGGCAAGAAACUGCCGGAAACGGGGAUCUCGAGCACCACUCCACUUUACGGCAAGUCGAGCGGCAUCACCGAGCGACCGGAGCACAACGCCUACGUGUCAUCAGGCGUCUACAAGACCAACCGACCGCUCGCUUACAAGACGCCCAACGUCAACGUGCGCUACGGCGAUCAGUCACAGCGGCCAUACUUGCUCAAGGACGACACGCUCGUCAACUACCGAAGACCCUUGCCGCCGAUCAACCCGGACAGUGAGUUCAUCGAGAUGCCGGUCGGGCCGAAGACGCGGCCGCAGGCCUUGGUGCCGAGCUACGAGCUGCAGGCGGACAAUUACCGGCUGCCGCAGGACCAAGGUAGGCUGCAGCAGCAGCGCAGGCCUACUCCUCGUUACAGGGUGCAGGGGACGAGCGACAGGCACACCAGCAACUUCGUGCCGCUCGCUGAGUCGCGGGAGGAGCUGGACGAGGUGCCGCCACCGGUGUCACUGUUGGACGACAUAGAAGUGAACUUCAGGGACCCGCGGCCACCCAUCAACCCGGACGCUGAGUUCAUCGAGCCCGUGCCGGCGCAGGACAGCGGCUCGGAUAACCCGAACGCGUACUUCGCCUACCGACUGCCCGGCGACGUCGGCCACUUUUACUUCCUCACGCCGCAGGCGAUCACGCAACGGCAGGACGGCCAGGACGGCGGUUACGUCUACCCGAAGCCGAGGGAACCGAGGUUACUCAGACGGAGACGACGCCCGGGUGACCGGGCUUGAGGGACGUUCGCCCUCGCGCGCUUCUCGCGCACGGAGAACCCGGUUCCGUCGGUGCAACUGAAGAGUCUCCGAAGCGGGACAGAGGGACCGGAAGCGGAAAGCUCGGCUGUGCUGAGACGAGAAGGGUCCUCCCGUGGGACCCUGAUCGAUCAUAGAAUCGGACGAUCGUUUCCAAUCGCCUCGAAGCGAGUUUCAAGUCAAGUUCAGUCGAACGUCGUCGGACGGAGGAUGAGAUGUCGCGUUUCUCGCCGGCGAACCCCCUCCCCCUCCCCUCCCCGCCCAGCUUUCAGCUGCACGGGCUGGAACCUCGUCUCCCGUGCGUUUCUACGGCAGUCGCAUAAUGCCAUAAUCUUGUGGAUACCCCAGCGCGAAGUAAGCGCGCGUCGCGUCGAGCCCGUUCACGCGGCGCGCACGCGUGUAUUAACAUAUUUAUUGUACUUGUAAAUAUGACACUCUGAGACUAAGUUAGAUAAUUAUAGCCACGUUGUUCUACGAAGAAAUGACUUAAUUUAUGCUACCCCCGGCUCCCCCGCCUGGAAACGACAGAAGCGUGCGCGCGUAUCUCCGCUUUUGCUUUUCGCACGUACGCGCGCUGCGCGGCCGUGCGUGUUCGCGCAUUGUCUGUGAUUAACGACGGGAUUACGCGAGUAUCCAGAUGUAUAUUGCGGCUCUUUGAUCGCUUGUGGCACGCGCGCGAGUUCUCGGCAGGUCGCGCCGAAUUGUUUCGCGAAUAAAGCAGAUACGAUUAAAAGGCGCGAUAACACGCGCUGAAAGCAGCGCGAGUCUAUCCGCUUCGGAGCGACAUUUUUAAGAGAUCUUUUGUACGGACUAGUGUAAUACACACCUGCUCUAAAAUUAUUAAUUAUUUGUACGCUUCUAUGCUUCUUUUGUAUAGUCUGUAUAGUCGCAUAAUGCCAUAAUAUAAUCGUAUCGUCUCGGU
Messenger RNA from Harpegnathos saltator (Jerdon's jumping ant), 4885 nucleotides. RefSeq lists its product as uncharacterized. The transcript is spliced from 2 exons. The record is from RefSeq and is a predicted model, not a curated record. NCBI's taxonomy places the organism in Eukaryota, Metazoa, Arthropoda, Insecta, Hymenoptera, Formicidae. Bases 592 to 3945 code for a protein of 1117 amino acids.